AUGUUGGAUCGACAAGUUCUGAGGGUUAUACGAUUAACCCUAUCGAGAUCGGUUGCCCACAACGUUAUCAAGGAGAUGACUACUGCAAAUCUCAUGACAGCUUUAUUAUGUAUGUAUGAAAAACCAUCGGCGAAUAUCAAGGUGCAUCUGAUGAAAAAGUUAUUCAACUUGAAGAUGACGGAAGGUAACUUUGGGAAGGUAUAUCUGACUGAUGGAAAAGCUCUGGACGUGGUGAGAAUGAGAGACGUUGAUAUUACACUCCCUAAUACUUUGCAAAAGCAAAUUGCCAAUCUUCCGGUGGCGGGUUCUUACGGAUCGAAAUUCGCACCAAAUCUCGGCGCCAUGAUGCCGAACCCUGCUUCCUCCGCUCCCCCAUCCGCCGCAGAUAUCGUGGCCUCUCCGCAACCCUCCUCUUCCUCAAAGCCCGUCCUCACUUCCCCCACCCCAUCCUCUCCCGCCAUCCGCUCUCCCAUUUUCUCCGCUCAGCCCCUUACGGGGAAGCCCAUCAACCCUCCCGCUCCGCCUCCUCCCCCCCACGGCAUUCUUUAUCCCAUCGGAGCCGCUGUUCAUCGGGGAUUCCCGGUGCGAGCCGCCGCAGGCGUCCGGGCGGUCGAUCAGUUGGUAACUGUGGCGAAUCCUGCGGGGUACCUAAGAAACAGCAGCCCCAUGGCGGUUAUGAACUUUGCCGCGGCGAUGGCCGCCGCGUCGCAAGCUAGGCCCUAUGUGUACGGUGGCGUCGAGCACACCGCGGCAGCUACGGCUGCUGCUUCGCAUGGGAUGAGGCCGCCUCCGCCUCAGGGGCAGCAGCAAGCUCAUCAUUUUGUGGCACCACGUCCUGGAGCAUCCCGAGGGGCUUCCGUGCCCGCUCAUCCCAAGGUUACUUCACUUCCGGCCAUGCCUAUAGUCCCUGAACACAGUGAUACCAAGGAGAGGAGCAAAAGCAUAGAUGAUGCUUUUGUGAUGAUUCAUGGAAGAAAGGUUAGGGUUGUGGAUGGUGCAUCGCCCUCCUUAUACACUCUUUGCCGGUCUUGGAUACAGAGUGGGUUGACUCAAGAAACUCAUUCCAAUGUUGGUGAAGCUAUAAAGCUACUUCCCAAACCACUUCCUCCAUCUAUUGUCAAAGAAAUGUUGAACAAGAAGGUAGACGAUACGGUUGAUGAAGAUCUUCAGGAAGAUGAGUGGGGAGAUUCCGUCGACCAGCUAUCCGCACAAGAACUUUUAGCAGGUCAUAUAACGCGAGCUAAAAGAGUUCGGGCAAGGUUCAGAAGAGAACGGCUUCUAAGAAUCGAGCGUUACAAACAAAGGCUCUCCCUUCUCCUUCCUGCACCAAAUGAUAUUGGUCAGACUAAUAAUACUACUGCAGGGAACUCAUAACCUCAAUUUACUUGGUGCUCAUGCUGGCAAUGAAGCAAUUAUUCCAGGUAGCUGCUUUUGUAAUUAUUUUUGCCUCUCCCUCUGCUUGUUUACUUUGUUUAUAUACUCUAGUAUCCUAGGAUGGCAUGCAAGCAUAAUUAUUAUUAUUAUUAUUAUUAUUAUUAUUAUUAUUAUUAUUAUAUUUUCUUUGAUGAGGGCCACUUUGAUGUUAUGGCUUAUUGUUAGUUGUAUCUUAGAAAUAUUAU
Messenger RNA from Phalaenopsis equestris, 1619 nucleotides. RefSeq lists its product as uncharacterized. The transcript has 9 exons. The coding region runs from base 1 to 1374 and encodes 457 amino acids. NCBI's taxonomy places the organism in Eukaryota, Viridiplantae, Streptophyta, Magnoliopsida, Asparagales, Orchidaceae. The record is from RefSeq and is a predicted model, not a curated record.